UUACGUAAAUAUGAGAAUAAAGGUCAAAACCCCAACUAAAGUUAAAGUCCUAACAAUCGAUGACAACUUAACCGAGUCGCAGCUACUAGAGGAACUUCACGCUGACACAGAACUUUUUCCUGGUCUCUCUAAAAUACUGACCAUCAAAACCGGCUUUCCUCCCAAGCCCCUCUCCAUCCCUCCCAGCGAGACUAUCAGAAAGUAUAUCCACAAUGGAGACCAGCUAUUGAUUGAGGUCGGAGAUGAGAAGUCACCAGAAUCAAGGGAGAACCCCAUCUCGAAGGAAGUCAACGACGAUAUUCCCAACGUCCAUAUCGGUGAAUUGAACCAAUAUCUUAUUCUACGCAAUAUCAAGGACGAUAACUCGUGUAUGUUCAAUGCCAUUGGAUACGCCACUAAAACCGACUCAGCCACCGAAAUGAGAGCCGUGUGUGCUUCAUAUAUCAUGUCUGACCCCGACAAGUUCGACGAAGUGACGCUUGGCCGGUCUAAUGAUGACUACUGUUCUUGGAUCACCAAGAAGGACUCGUGGGGAGGCGCUAUCGAGCUUGGGAUCUUGAGCGACUACUACAAAGUCCGGAUAAAUUGCAUCGACAUUGAGCUGGGAAAUAUCAUAAAGUUUGAAAAUGAAGAUUCUCCUCCAAGCUCUUUCAUCAACUUAGUGUACUCGGGAAUUCAUUACGAUGUUUUGAGUGCAAACCCCAUUCUCAGCACCCUGGAAAAAGACAAGGACAUUGACACUAGUUUAUGGCAGCGUGGAUCUCCUGAAGAGACUCCCAUUAUGAAAGCCGCUGAAUCAUUGUGCAAGUUGUUGCAAACCAAAAACUAUACUACCAAUACAACACGGUUCCGAAUUCGAUGUCUCGAGUGCUAUGAUGUGCUCGUUGGAGAAACAGGGGCAGCUAAACAUGCCAAUGAAAAGGGCCAUUUUAGAUUUGGAGAAGUAUGAUCUGGAGGUUAUCUUGUUGGUCUUCUGAUCUUUCUACACCAUCCACUUCAUACCAAAUGGUAAGAGGUUUAUCACUUUGAGGACACAUAAGUGAGCACAUACACCGACUUUUAUGGCUUGAAAGAGCUUAGUUUCGACUGGCGCACAGCCUAUCUUGUCAAUUCUUGCGACAGUUUAUAUUGUGUGGGACAACUUUACACGGAUGAGCCAAAACAUGCUCACAUCUUCAGAACCACAAGGGACUGAUAUGAGCUGGUUAGGUUCGGCUGGAUCUAAACUAAUACACGUCUUCUCUACUUCAAAUCAGAUAACUACCACGCCGCUUGAGAUCAUUCUUUGCUCAAAGCUUUGCUCUCACACCCAAAAGUUACUCCUUUCCGUCCAAAAAAGCCGUCGGCUUAAUAACCCCUUUCAAAUGUCAGCCUUGACGAAUCACCAACUCCACAUUUUCUCCAGUUGCUCUACAACAACAAUAUCCAACUAAGCCGUCCACCUCUAAACUGAGCGUUUGCGCACGACACCCUC
Molecule: messenger RNA, 1474 nt
Organism: Yamadazyma tenuis ATCC 10573
Lineage: Eukaryota; Fungi; Ascomycota; Pichiomycetes; Serinales; Debaryomycetaceae
Gene: OTU1
Product: ubiquitin-specific protease
Biological process (GO): endoplasmic reticulum unfolded protein response; protein deubiquitination
Cellular component (GO): cytosol; nucleus
Molecular function (GO): cysteine-type deubiquitinase activity
Source: RefSeq, a predicted model, not a curated record